AUGGCGGCGGCUAACGGCGAGCCGGCUGAAGGACAGCACCAGCAAAACGGCAGAGCAAAAAAGAAAGCUAAAAAUACGCAUCAAGGAUCAGGAGGGCUUGUUUGGUUAGCUCUGGCCGCUACAGUCGCCGUCGUGGCUGUAGCGGUGACAGUAUCGCGACCGGAAUAUGUCACGGCUGCUGCUGCGAAAAGCAGCGAGUUUUGUAACCAGUUGCUGCGACAAUGGGGCGUGAUGCCUGUUGAGGAGGUGUCAGGAACAGGAGAUUCUUCACCGCCUGUCGAAUCGGCGGCAAUCUCUAGGAAACCGUCGGCGUCGUCAGCUUCCGUUACAUCUCCACCAGAUUCUGGCUGCACAUGUCAGGUGAAGCGGCUGUCAGGUGUGGUGGACGACUGCUGCUGCGAGUACGAGACAGUGGACGAUCUCAACUCGCACGUGUUACAGCCGCUGCUGACCCAGCUCGUCAACACCACCUUCUUCAAGUACUUCAAGGUUCGUCUGUGGUGUGACUGUCCCUUCUGGCUAGACGACGGCAUGUGUCACUCAAGGGACUGUUCUGUAGGGGAGUGCAAGGACGACGAGGUUCCUGCUCCCCUCCGCUGCCCCUCCCCGCCUGCGCCCUCGCUGCUCCCUGCUGACGUGGACGAGCCACGCGAUGCUGACCUGGACCCGACUGCGGACGAGUCAGCGUCUGCUGAGUCAGCGGCAGGGUCGGUGGAUCGAACGGUGGACCGGAGCGCAUUUCAAGCGUGGGUGGAAGCGGAUAAUCCGUGGACGUCAGAUGAUGAGUCAGAUACCGCCUCCCAGGUGUACGUGAAUCUAGCCUUGAACCCGGAAAGGUACACGGGGUACGGAGGGGACUCUGCCCGACGCAUCUGGCAGGCCAUCUACCAGGAGAGCUGCUUCCAGGACGGCACCAAAGACGAGUGCACGGAGAGGCGCGUGCUGUACCGGCUGAUUUCGGGCCUGCACCAGGCGAUUUCAGUGCACGUGGCUGCGUCGCAAAUAUGGGACUCAGCAGCUGGGCAGUGGGGUCCCAACAUCACCAUAUUCCAUCAUCGCGUGGCCAAGUUCCCAGAGCGCCUUGCGAAUCUCUACUUCACCUUCCUCUUUGUGCUGCGAGCGGCCACCAAGGCGGCGGAUUUCCUAUCACGAGCAUCAUAUGACACAGGCAACCCCUUAGAGGAUACACAGACGGCAGCACUGGUGCAGCAGGUGGUGCGGAAUGAGAGGUUGCAGGCGGCCUGCCCGUUGCCGUUUGACGAGGCGAGGAUGUGGCGAGGGGAUGAGGGGCCGCAGCUCAAGCAGACGCUGCAGGGGCAUUUCAGGAAUAUAAGCCUGAUCAUGGACUGUGUGGGGUGCGAGCGCUGCCGCUUGUGGGGCAAGCUGGAGAUGCUCGGGCUCGCCACGGCCCUCAAGAUCCUCUUCUCUGUUGAUGGAAAUGGCAAUGGCAACGGUGGCAAUGGUGAGGAGAAGUUGAGUCUGCAGCGCAACGAGGUGGUGGCGCUUUUUAACACGCUUUGGCGCUUCUCCCAUGCGCUCAACACCACUGCCGAGCUUGUCACCCUGCUCGAGAUGAACCCUCCCCCAGAUGCACCUGCGACCGGAGCAGCUCUGGUAGCGUCUGUCUCUGGUGGUGGUGCUGCUGGAGCAGUGCCACUGCAAAAGACCAGCCUGAGCAUCAUCGACACAAGCGAGUUUCAGCGGCUGAGGCACAUCCGCCAGCUAGGCGUCUGCUACUACGUGUACCCGUCAGCCAAUCACACGCGGCUAGAGCACUCCAUAGGGACCUCCCAUCUGGCCAAUCAGGUGGUGGAAUCGCUGCGGCGGCAGCAGCCAGAGCUGGGGAUAAAUGAUGAUGACGUCAUGGCGGUUACUCUGGCCGGGCUGUGUCAUGACAUGGGGCAUGGGUGCUUCAGCCACAUGCUGGAUAGCAAAAUCUUCUCCCGCUUCUGCCCUGGAUCGGAUUGGCACCAUGAGAAACGGUCAGCGGAUCUGGUGGAACGAAUGGUUGACAACAACAACAUUGACAUUGUCCCUGAUACCAUCGCCACCAUCCAGAGCCUCAUUUUACCAGACAAGUCCAAAAGGCACAGGGAUUACACUGGGAAGGAGUUCCUUUGGGACAUUGUGGCCAAUGCGCGGACGGGAAUAGAUGUGGACAAGUUUGACUACCUGGCUCGUGACAGCUACUUCUGCAACAUCAAGUCGUGCUUCGACCACAAGAGAAUAAUCCAUAUGAUGCGAGUGAUAGACGACGAGAUCUGCUUCAAGUACAGCGAGUUGGAGACAGUGAAUGAGCUGUUCUGGCUGAGGGCCAAGAUGUAUCGCAACGUGUACGCGCAUAAGACAGUCAAGGCCGUAGAGGCCAUGAUCCUCGAGGCCCUCACGCACGCCAACCACGUGUUUCGCUUCAGCGAUAUUGUGGAAUCGAAAGAUCUUGAUAGAUUCUGCCAGCUGGACGAUACGAUUCUGCGGGAGAUUCUGAGAUCUCGGGACCCUAGCCUGGCGAAAUUGCAGGAGAUUCUGAGGCAGCUGGAGCGGCGACAGCUGUAUCAGUACAUGAACGAGUUUGUGGUGCCGGUGGACGCUCUUCAUCACUUCAAGAAGCUCACAGUGGAUGAGCUGCUGCGGCAUGGCACGGGGUCAUACCUGAGGGAGCAUGGCGACCAAGUGAUAGUGGACAAUAUCAAGAUUGACUAUGGGCAGGACACAGACAACCCCCUCUACAAGGUCCGGUUCUUCGAUACUCAGGAGCACAGGGACCUGAACGAUCCUGCAAAGAAGCUGUCCAAGUUCCCCAUCCCAUGCCAUCGCAUGAGCACCAUGAUGCCUCAGAAUUACAAGGACAUGACCGUUCGAGUGUACAUCAAGACACGCGAUCAGCGCCUUGAGGAUGAGGUGAAGGAGGCGUUUGUCAACUACCAGAUGAAGACAUUUGGUCGCGAAGUCAUGCGCACUCCAAGCCGUAAGAGAAUGCGCAGACACCACGAAAAUGGUGGAGGGAUUACCAAUGGGGGUGGAACUGUCACAGAGGAGUUCACGGGGGAUGAUGAUGACGUGGUCUGUUCCCAAACUGCGAGGAAGCUGAUGUGA
Messenger RNA from Closterium sp. Yama58-4, 3093 nucleotides. Lineage: Eukaryota; Viridiplantae; Streptophyta; Zygnematophyceae; Desmidiales; Closteriaceae. The record is from the annotation of a GenBank genome assembly.